Molecule: messenger RNA, 4812 nt
Organism: Oncorhynchus mykiss (rainbow trout)
Lineage: Eukaryota; Metazoa; Chordata; Actinopteri; Salmoniformes; Salmonidae
Product: TBC1 domain family member 12
Biological process (GO): regulation of GTPase activity
Molecular function (GO): GTPase activator activity; small GTPase binding
Source: RefSeq, a predicted model, not a curated record
UACGUCAUUGGAAUCUCAAAAUGGCUCCUGCUCAAAUUCGCCGUCCAAGUGGGGGCGGCUGCCGGUUUUUCCAACAGAAAUUACACACGACCAUACGACUGACAUUCUCUCUUUUCCUGCCGCUAUCUCUCGAAAUAGAAACCGUAAUUUGUUAGCGUCAUCAUCAUGUAAUUAGGGAUACGCUGAGAUCAUGAUAGGCAUAGCCUACAGGGAACAACCGGGACCGAGCAAUUGUAGCUGAUGCAGCCGCCACAGCGUUUUUGUUGUGGAGCGGUGGUGUGGGGAAUGUGAAUGACAUGGAAAAGGCAGAGAAUGGCAUUUUUCCACCGGCUUUGUCUGUGAACGAAAAGUGGACCAGCAGCACAUCUCUCAACCAGCCACUGUCUGACGAUAUCGCCGACGCCGCAGGUCCUCUCUCUAAACAUGUCAACGGGGAUGAGACGUGUUGGACUGACAGCGGACGCAGCCCGUGAAGCAGGAGAGGAUAUUUCCCGUUCCACAGUAGCGUGUGUACGUGUCGGGAGUACGAUAAUGCUCGAUUUAGUUACUGACAGCCCAUCUGGUGGCACUGUAAGCAAUUGUGUCAUUCCUGAGCCAGGUAGCGACUCUGCUACAAACGGGUUUACUGGGUCAAUAGUGGUUGCCUCCAAGGCAGGGAGCUGCUCUGCUAUCACUGCAGUGAAUCGAGAGGAAAUGGACAGAAGUGGUCUCUGGGGGACCUCACUGACUCAGAAGAACAAUGAUUGCGCUGCAGAAAGACUAGAUGCCUGUGUGACAGCAGCUGAGGCACUGCAGUCAUUGGCACACUCCUGGAAUGGACAGCUUGAACAGAGGUGCACAGCAGCCUCCCGGACAGGUCCGGCGGGGUUCUCGAUUGGAGACACAGUCUGUGUUAUACGGAGUCCUCUUCGCAGUGAUGCUGUUAUUAGACCACAUAUUAACCGAAGUACGACCCCUGACAAGGAGGACAACAUGGCAAACGGUGGAUUAUUGAUUGGAUACAACAGGGCAAAGUUACACACACAGACAGCUGGAACAAUUAUUUCUGAUGGAGCUGCAACCUCUAUCUCUAACCCACAAUGUGAAAAACUCCCCAUGUCUGCAGUGAGUGCAAGGGAGGGCCAUCACGAAUCCUGCAAUAUCAGAGAGGAACCUCAUGGAGCCGGGGCCCAGCCUAGAAAACCAGUUAACGUGGCAGGAGAGCUAUCUGAUGGGGCUACUUCCAGUGUCACCUCUCAGGGUUUACCAUCAAGCCCAGCACCAAGGAAAGACCCCCGCAGUGUCAAACCAGACACCAAGCAGGGAGCAGAACCAUCAACAUCUGGUCACCCAGGAGGGGAUCCAUCCUCCAGACUCCAUCUUCAGUCCCACAAGACCACCAGUCUGAACUGUGACCCGUCCAGCAUUCUCAGCCCAGGGGACGAGGAUGAGGAUGGGGAGACCUUCGUGGAGCUGGGGGCCCAAGGCUACAGUGACCUCAGGUUCAUGGACGUCAGUCUGAGCUCCAGGAACACGUAUGAGUCCAGCAGACGUCAGUCCGCCCCAGGACAUAUAGGACUGAGUGUGGACUCCUCUGAACUGGCCUUACAGUCAAAAAGACCUGGCAUCGCUGAGUAUUUCGGCAGGGGUUUAUUUUCCAAGAAGCAUAUAGAGCCGAAGAGUCCGUCCCAGAAUGUACCUGGGUGGAAGCUGUUUGGAAAGGUUGCUGCCAGAGAGAGCCCUCCCAAGGACUCCAGAACCAUACAGCAGGAGAGUGUUCCAGGUGGUCUCACGUCUGUGUCUGCACCCAAUCUCUUAAGUGAAGGGGAGUACGAGGCCAGGGCGGGCAAGGCUGGAUCUGGGGGAACGUCUCCUACUCAGCCUCAACAUGGCCGGAGGAAGAACCUGGACUUUGAACCACUGUCCACCACAGCUCUUAUACUAGAGGACAGGCCUUCGAACCUUCCUGCUAAGUCUGUGGAGGAGGCCCAGCGUCACCGUCAGGAGUAUGACGAGAUGGUGGCCGAGGCCAAGAAGAGAGAGUUAAAGGAGGCCCAGAGGAAGAGGAAAGAGAUGAAGGAGAGGUUUAAACAGGAAGACAGCAUUGCCAACGCCAUGGUGGUCUGGAACCACGACAUUCUGCCCAACUGGGACAACAUGCGUAACACUCGGCGGGUGAGAGAGCUCUGGUGGCAGGGCUUGCCCCCCAACGUCAGAGGAAAGGUCUGGAGCCUAGCCAUCGGCAACGAGCUCAACAUCACCCCAGAGCUGUACGACAUCUUCCUCUCCAGAGCCAAGGAGAGGUGGAGGAGUUUCAGUGAGACGGGUACAGAGGCUGACGAUGGGGCAUCGCUGGCAGACAGAGAGUCCAGUCUGGACCUGAUCAAGCUGGACAUAUCCCGCACAUUCCCACCUCUUUUUAUUUUCCAGAAGGGUGGGCCAUAUCAUGAUCUCCUCCACAGCGUGCUGGGGGCCUACACCUGUUACAGACCUGAUGUGGGAUAUGUUCAGGGCAUGUCCUUCAUAGCUGCAGUGUUAAUCCUCAACCUGGAGGAAGCUGACGCCUUCAUUGCCUUCGCUAACCUGCUCAACAAGCCCUGCCAGCUGGCCUUCUUCAGAGUGGACCAUGAUCUAAUGCUGAAAUACUUUGCUGCGUUCGAGGUGUUCUUUGAAGAGAACCUCCCUAGACUGUUUAACCACUUCCAGAUCUCCAACCUCACCCCAGAUCUCUAUCUCAUCGACUGGAUCUUCACUCUGUACAGUAAGUCGUUGCCGUUGGACGUGGCAUGUAGAGUGUGGGAUGUGUUCUGUCGUGACGGCGAGGAGUUUCUGUUCCGGACGGGUCUAGGGAUCCUGCGUCUCUACGAGGAUGUGCUCCUACAGAUGGAUUUUAUCUAUAGCGCCCAGUUUCUGACACGCCUCCCAGAGGAUAUAGACUCUGAUAGGCUGUUCGCCUGCAUCGCGACCAUGCCCAUGCUCAACGGAAACAAGAAAUGGUCCCAGGUGUUUAAUGCAUUGAUAAAGGAGAACAAGGACGUGGACAGGAAUUGCAGCCAAGUACUGAAGAGUUCAUGAUUCAGCCGUGGAAUAUUUGUAUGAUCACGUUCCUCUCUUUAAAUGAGAGCCUUUGACCACAUUAGAGUCACAAUGGUAAAUGGACCUUAAAGAAUGGCAUCAAACUUGAAGAUGGAGGCCUCAGACACCAUUGCCAGUUUGAUUGAAUUGAGAGUUUUUAUGGUAGUAUACCAUGAAUAUAUGAUGAUAUACUGUAGGUAGAUGUGAUGAAUUGGGUCUGUCUAGUCCCAUCAGAAAGGUAUGGAGUUUCUUAGAUUGAGUGAGGCCCUUUGUUACACCUGUGGAUUUUAUCUCACUAACAUUACAAUAUAUAUUUUAUGAAAGUGCACCUCCAAGCAUAGAUAUAUUUAUAUGACUUAAUUGACCAAGCCAAUUUUACAACAUAGAAGGACAAUUAUGAAAUAAUUAAGUGACAGAGCCCUUCCGUUUCUUAAGUAUCUGAAGCUUGACAUCGAAUAGUUUAACUAAACUACCAGUAAUAGGUUUUCAUUACAGUGAGCAGUGAGCAAUUGUUUCCGAAACGAAUAGAGAACAUUUGUGACAUGUGGCACUAGCCCAGUAUUGGACUAAAGGAGCCUACCGUUACUCCUUAGUCCAAGGACCUUGCAUGCUCUGUUUAAAGGGCGAAUUGGAUCUGAAAGACAAAACUGCCAAAUACUCCCAUCUAAACGUGAAUCGAUUCUCAAUUGCGUCACGGUUCUAGAAACAUAGAUCCCUCUACUUUCAUAUCACAUCUAAAUAAUUUCACAAAUGCAAAAUACACACUGGUUUUAACACAGUUGCAGUCGACAGUAUUUUUCAGUGACAACACGUUUGUGUCGCCUGUCUUCCGUUUACACACAGGUGUUCGGAGACGGAGAUAGCUAAUUUGCACAGAUAGUCCACUCUGUCGUCCGUCUGUUUUCCGUAAACAAUCGCUGUAACAUGGAAAUAUGUCCGUAUGGGAACGCCAACCCUUUACAUUUUACCUUUUUGUUUUGUUUUUUUAUUCAAAAGGCAUUCGAACAUAUGAGCUAUCUUUGUUGCAGGUGCAACAGUUGAAUACGAUGCGAAAAAAAUAAGAAACCUGCACACUGCUCUUGCUACUAUCACUUCUCUUUAUUAAGCUAGCUUUAUGAAGGCAUUGAGGCCGAUGCGUAAAGCUAGCUUAAUAAAGAGCAGUUAUACUAGCAAGAGCAGUGUGCAGGUGUGAAAGGUUAUGCUUCCGAAAUCGUACGGUAAGCGACGCGUGUUAAUGUUCAGAGCGAGCGUCGCGGCUCGUACACCCCCGUACAUAAGACGCCUUCAUCCAAUGACUCUUAUGUGUAAUGUAAUAGAACUGAGAGUUAUGAUCAAGGGCUGUUGUCCCACGUGAGGUUUCAGUGUUUUGCUGGAUGAGUCCACAGUGAAGCUAUUAUAUUGUUGUGAAUAAAACAGCAAUGGGACACCUUUUCAAAGUACCUAUUCAUGAAACAUAAUUCACUUUUAAAACUUGGUCUUGUUUGUGAUGUUGCUCACAUCUAUUGUUACUUUACAUUUUACCAAACACUUAUGUUGAGGUCCAAGAUUUUUUAUUAUCAAUACUGUAGUUCGUUUCUACAGUACAUGUUUCAUAUCUGAUUGUAUAUUGUUUCUUAUGCUCACUAUUGUAUAGUUUUCAUACUGAGUACUAAAAACAAUUGUAAAUAUAUUUUAAAUGAAAUCAAAAGUACCUCUGUGAUACUGUAUCAGACCAAAAGUUAUGAAUUAUGUAAAUAAAUCAAAGAUGAUUAUUCCCAA